Messenger RNA from Acanthopagrus latus (yellowfin seabream), 5356 nucleotides. It is a transcript of the gene prkar1aa, whose product is annotated as protein kinase, cAMP-dependent, regulatory, type I, alpha (tissue specific extinguisher 1) a. NCBI's taxonomy places the organism in Eukaryota, Metazoa, Chordata, Actinopteri, Spariformes, Sparidae. The coding region runs from base 165 to 1304 and encodes 379 amino acids. The record is from RefSeq and is a predicted model, not a curated record. The transcript is spliced from 11 exons. Gene Ontology annotation, molecular function: cAMP-dependent protein kinase regulator activity. Gene Ontology annotation, biological process: regulation of protein phosphorylation. Gene Ontology annotation, cellular component: cAMP-dependent protein kinase complex.
CGUCUAUGUGUACCACUUGAUCGCAGCUCUUUGGUCCCGCCCACUGAUGACGCCUGCCGUCGUCCGCUAUCCAUCCGAGGCGCAGCACAUCUGAAUUCCGUUGGUGUCAGCCGAAGAAAAACAAGCAGGAUACACGUAAUUUCAUAGUUGGUCACAAGACAAAGAUGGCAUCAGGCAGUAUGAGCAGUGAAGAGGAGCGGAGCCUUCGAGAGUGUGAGCAGUAUGUCCAGAAGCACAACAUCCAGCAGCUGCUGAAGGACUGCAUCAUCCAGCUGUGCAUGGCUCGGCCAGACAGGCCCAUGGCCUUCCUCAGGGACUACUUUGAAAGACUGGAAAAGGAGGAGGCUCAGCAGAUUGCUUCCCAGCAGAAGUCUCGCUCGCAGUCAGAUUCCCGUGAGGAAGAAGUUUCUCCACCCAUGAACCCUGUGGUGAGGGGUCGGAGCCGGAGAGGAGCCAUCAGUGCUGAAGUCUACACUGAGGAAGAUGCUGCUUCCUAUGUCAGAAAGGUCAUCCCAAAAGACUACAAGAGCAUGGCUGCCCUGUCCAAAGCCAUGGCUAAGAAUGUACUGUUUGCCCACUUGGACGACAAUGAGAGGAGCGAUAUUUUUGAUGCAAUGUUUUCUGUCAACUACAUUGCUGGAGAAACAGUCAUCCAACAAGGUGAUGAGGGAGACAACUUCUAUGUCAUCGACCAGGGAGAGAUGGAUGUUUAUGUGAACAAUCAGUUUGUGACCAGCAUUGGUGAGGGAGGCAGUUUUGGGGAGCUGGCUCUGAUCUAUGGGACCCCUCGUGCAGCUACAGUCCGGGCCAAGGAUAACGUCAAGCUGUGGGGCAUCGACAGAGAAAGCUACAGGAGAAUACUGAUGGGAAGCACUCUGAGAAAGCGCAAGAUGUAUGAGGAGUUCCUCAGCAAGGUUUCCAUUUUAGAGUCUCUGGACAAGUGGGAGCGUCUGACAGUGGCUGAUGCCUUGGAGACGGUGCAGUUUGAGGACGGCCAGAAAAUAGUGGUGCAGGGAGAGCCUGGUGAUGAGUUCUUCAUCAUCCUGGAGGGGACAGCAGUGGUGCUCCAAAGGCGGUCAGUGGACGAGGAGUUUGUGGAGGUCGGCAGACUCGGAACGUCAGAUUACUUUGGUGAGAUCGCCCUGCUGAUGAACCGGCCCCGUGCUGCCACUGUUGUUGCAUGCGGACCCCUUAAGUGUGUCAAACUGGACCGGCUGCGGUUUGAGCGACUCCUGGGCCCCUGCUCUGACAUCCUGAAGAGAAACAUUGAGCAGUACAACAGCUUCGUUUCCCUCUCUGUCUGAGCUUGUCAGCAGCUAGCAGACUCUACUGCAGGGUUCACCAGCGCUUUAUUUUCUUACUUCUGCUUUCUCUUUCACAUAUAUUAACACACUGACCUGACCCAAACAAGAUCAGUUUCAUACCUUUGUUAUUCCUCUUUUUUAUUCUCUUAUUUAUUUUAUUUUUCAUUAUGUACUCAGAUGGUUUGGGUUGUGUGAAGGAGAGACUUUUAUGAGUGUUUCUUCAUCACCAAAUAGCAGUUUAGCUGCCGAAAUAAAAAAAGUGGUGUAUGCAUAAUCCACUGUGCAUUCACACUGUUAUCAUUGUGAGUUCAGAAGUAUAUAAGUAAGUAUAUACUGAUCACCAAAUGUCAUCAAAAUUACAAUAUUUGUAUAAAAUACACAUGAUAUUACGUGAUGGGGACAAAUUAUCAGGCACAAUUUCAUUCAAUGUGUGAAUGAAAUAGUCGAGUCAAAUUAAAACAGGAAUGAUGUGAAGAGAAGCAACAAGCAAUCUGAAUUGCAAGCUCAUUUGUUACAUUUUUCAGUCUUAAGUCACAUGUUGACUGUGUGAAUGCUCAGUUGUUACAGAGAUGCUGUGACAGAAGGUUCCAUGCUGACUGAGGAAGCUUUAAGUUUGUGACGCGGUACGCCAAAAGAUUUGUCUCUGUUUGUUGCUGCUCUUUUCUCUUUGUUGAGAUGUUUUUAGCCAUGCUAGCAACAGGUUUCCAGGAAUGACAGUGUUGCUCAGAUAGUCCACCACUAUGGUCCGGACUGAAAUAUUUACCACAAAUUUGCCAUACAGUCUGGUCAUCCACCUUCUCCUGGGGAUGGAGAGUCACGGUUCAUUAUUGUCGUUCUUCAAUUCAGGGUUGCUUAACAAAAAAAACAUGAUUUGGGAAAGAAGCUGCUUUGUAGUCUGGUAGCAGGGUGAACCGACUGUGGCUGGGGUGGGUGUUCUAGUAUUCUUUGGGCUCUCUGCAGACAUCUUGCUUAACCGAUAUCACUGAUGCUCUGUAGAUGGGCACCAGAUUCUGGGUGAUACUCUCCUCAACUCUUCUUCUGGUGCCACAGUUUGUCUAAAACUUUGACCAAAUCAAUGAGCAAAUACCCGCUUAACUUAUGACAUUCCCAGUAGCCUCAGCUGUACUUGUUGGUAAUUAACAAAUGUUAGUAUGCUAACGUGCUUAACUAAGAUGGUAGCCAUCUGCUGAUCAUAAGCAUAUUAUAGUCACUGUGACUGUAUCAGGAUGCUGGUUUUAGCAUUUAGUUCAAAGCACUGCUUUGCCCAAGUACAACCUCAGCUAGCGUGUCUGGGGUUUUUUCUUUUUUUUUUUUUCUUUUUUUCUUGUUUUUUUUUUUUUAAACCUUUCUUAAAGGAUUGCUUUGACACUGAUACAAGUGGUUUCCCUGUAUCUUGUUACACAGUUUGACAACAGUACCAGCUAGUUAUUACCACUUAACUGAUGGAAGUGUAAAUAAUGAUAAGUACAUAUUCAGUAACAUUUUCUCUUAGUAUUCACUUUGGUCUUUAAAUAUCAAUAUAUUUCUAGGUGAAAUGCCCCUUAUAAUUAGCUGUGUUUGUUAAAGGAUACACAAAAUGUCCAGGUAGUCCUUUAACUUAGCUGACGUGAUCUUCUGUCCUAUUCACAGUACUGCUACAGAUCUAUAGAUUGAGAGGAAAUUACUAUAUUUUUGCACAUUUUGUGAUAUACAACACUAUAUAAUCAAAGCGCAAAUGUUUAUAUGUUGUUACGAGACGUUUUAGUGUAUGCCUGAUCUUGUCAUAUAAAGCGAGCACAGGCCAGUACUAACAAAACAAAAAAGAAAUCUCUUGUUACCUGUUGGAAGAGCCAAAUAUGAUGCUGGGAUUUUACAUAUAUUUUAAAGUCUUAAAAAGGAACACAUUUUUUUUUUUUCUGAAGGUUUGUAUUAGUGUUGGACACAAACAAUGUGAUGUUUUUCUUUCUUUUACUUAAUUAGCCAGUGAAAGGGACAUCAGAAGUGCUGCAAACACGUUGUUGAUGUAACUUUCAGACACAUUUUUAAGAAAAUCAGCCCACUUGCAAAUAUGUCACAUCAAAACUGUUCACAGUGGCAGAGACAUGGAUUCGCAAUAGCAGGCUCCAAAUAUGUUAUUUUGUGACCCAGAUAUAUCAUCACAUUAAAAUGAAACAUACUGUAGACCAAGCAGGACUGGCAGCAAACAUCAGCAGCUUGCAGAACUCUGUGAAGGUUCCCAGGGGUCUCUGGGACCACAAUGCAGCACUGACUGGCUCACUGACAGUUUGGUCAGAUCAAUUAAGAUGUACUGAUUUCGCUAAAAUACCAAGCUAACAAACUAACCAAGUAAAGCAGUAGUGGUUUUUGUAAAAGUAGUCCGUUGAUAAAUCCCUUGUACACUGUAAAUCAGUCUGUCUUUGCAAUAAGCGAUCAAGGUCACUUAUCCCAAAUCAAGUUUGUCACAUUGCCUUUAUAAGUUUGUGUUCUUUGUUAUAUGAUAGAGUGAUUUGUCCGUUUGCCCCAUAUACUCAGGUUGAAAACUUCUGAAAAUUGACCUUGUUCCGAAAUAAGUGCAAAAAAUGUCAUUUCAUAUCAAAUCAAACAACAGGCUUCUCAAAAACAUCUAGAAUAGCACUCAAAGCUGUAUGGUUGGGAGACAGAUUUAGAAAGAAUUGUCAGGAUAUCUUUGCAGCAGAGGUCGAGAGAUCCUGACUCUUAAAUCUCAAGUAUCCAUGCUCCAAAAUCCUUGGAUCCUAGUUUUCCCAUGAUGGUGUCCCAUAGUAAUGUCCUCUAGGUGUCUAGUGAACACCCAGAAGCCAGUGUCUUCAGUUUAUACAGCAGGCUUUUUGUUAAACAUUUGUCAUCUCCAAGCCCAAGAUAGCUGCAAUAGCCCUGAUCAUUACUGUGGUUUUUUUUUUCACAGAUUUUAGUACCACAGAAUACUUUGUACAACUUGUUGUCUUAGGCUGAAUGAUGAGGAAACCCCUAUUAAUGUGUAAAAUUGGUGGAGUUCCUCAUCAAUGAAUCAUCAGUUUGUAAUCAAGACAUUAUGUCCAUUAUGUCAGAUAAAUGAACAUGAUUAAAUUGGCACUUUUUGUACUAAUAUCAAAAUAGAUUUUUUUCAGAUACUUCACUGUCACAAACAGCUAAACAUUUUGUACAGUAUCUGUAUUGAUAAGAGCCGGAGUGUAUAAACGUUAAAUGGUGUCUGAACAGAUACAGCCACACGUAUAUUCUUCAACUUUUCUUCAAUCAGAAACCUUCAGAUCGGUAAAGAAGACGAUGAGGAUUGAAUGUGAGCUUUGAGUAUUGAAUCCCAAAUGAAGAUGCACAUUGUGGUUGGAAUCAAAAAGGUAUUGAGGUUUGAUAGCCAGCUCCAUCUGUCAGUAAACACAUGAUCAGAUGGUAAGGUUACAGUCCCUGCCUUAUACUCUUUGCUAAUGCUUGUCAUUUUUGCCGUUUCGUGUCUCCUCCUCUCUCACAUCUACUCUCACUGUAUUUUGCUGCAUUCAUCCUAUGCAGUCAUGUUGGAAGACCUGCCAAUUAGUUUUGGCCUUAACAUUUAUCUUCGUUUAUUUUCUAAACAUGUAAAUCAUUGCAGUGUGAUUUGUUUGAUGUUUUUAUUCUGAACACACAUAAUCACAAAUCGUCAUGGACCUGCUGUGUUUUUCAAAGAUGUCUUAAUUCACUAGUGUUUGCACCGUUUUGUCAUAUACAGUAUGGUGUCAUUUGGACUUGGUACUGCAUUUUUCUUGUUUAUCAACUGUAUCUUACGACUUUUACAGUUGUUCAGACUUACUAGAUGGUCGAAAGCUAAAUCAGCAAGCGAUAGUCUGAAUAUUUAGAGCUGAACUCAGAAACCUGUGUCGUUGUUGAUUUUCUGCCUUAGUGUUCCAGCUCACUGUGCUCCACUCAGUCAGUGCAGAAGCCUGCCGUGAGUCUCUCCAGAGGACCAUUCUUUUUGUGCCUUUCCUCAGAUUGUGAGUGAUUGGGUUUUAAUGUUGGUGUGUUUUGGAUUUCUCUGUAGGACCUCCUUACAGCAGUUCAAGCAAUAAAGAAAUCAGUGUUUUCAU